CAAAGGCGGCAGAUUUCGAUUUCUCACAAUUUGCGGGAAAAUUCAAUUCAUCUGGGCCUUUUCCUCACUGCAGAUCAGACGUAUCAGAGUAACUCUCGCCACAUUCACAUAUCACAGUUCCCCUACUGCUUUGAAAAUUAAACUUCUAGAUCCUCUCUUUCAAGAUGAUGUCAAGCUACUCUCCACGCAAAACUAAGAACAUUAUCAAUGCAAUGGAAUCUGUAAAGAUUGGUGAUGAAAACAAGGAAAACAAGAACAAGGAUAAGGUUAUUUCCCAGACAAAGCAAGUUAAGAGAAUCCUUGGAGAUAGCCAAACACCGAAUAUUAGGAAAUCUGAUGACAGAAAUGUAAUAAAAAAGAAAAUUGAACUUAGCGAGACUAACGAGGAAGAGAUUGAUAUACAGGAUGAACCCCUUCUACGAGACAACCCAAGGCGCUUUGUAAUCCUUCCCAUCCAAUACCCAGAUAUCUGGAAAAUGUACAAGAAAGCUGAAGCCUCAUUCUGGACCGUAGAAGAAGUUGACUUGUCCAAGGACCUCGUUCAUUGGGAGUCGCUAAAGGAUGGUGAGAAGCACUUCAUCUCUCAUGUCCUGGCCUUCUUUGCAGCUAGUGACGGCAUUGUCAAUGAAAACUUGGUGGAGAGGUUUAUGCAGGAGGUUCAAGUGACAGAGGCAAGGUGUUUCUAUGGUUUCCAGAUCGCAAUUGAAAACAUUCACUCUGAGAUGUACAGUCUACUCAUUGAUACAUACAUCAAGGAUAUAAAUCAGAGGGAACAUCUCUUUAAUGCAAUUGAGACGCUACCAUGUGUCAAGAAGAAGGCUGACUGGGCCUUGAACUGGAUCAACCAUGAAAACGCCAGCUUUGCAGAGCGUAUUAUUGCAUUUGCAGCUGUAGAAGGCAUCUUCUUCUCAGGUUCUUUUGCAGCAAUAUUCUGGCUCAAAAAACGAGGACUCAUGCCCGGCCUUACUUUCUCAAAUGAACUCAUCAGCAGGGAUGAGGGCUUGCAUUGUGAUUUUGCCUGUCUGCUAUUCAAGCAUCUUAAGCAGAAACCAUCUCAAGCGCGCGUCUAUGAAAUCAUCAAGGAUGCUGUAGCCAUUGAGCAGGAGUUCCUGACAGAGGCCCUCCCCGUCUCCCUUAUUGGUAUGAAUGCCACCCUCAUGAAGAGAUAUAUUGAAUUUGUUGCUGACAGACUCCUGUUGGAACUUGGGUGCAAUAAGAUCUGGAAAUCAGAGAAUCCAUUUGAUUUCAUGGAGAACAUCUCCCUAGAAGGCAAAACAAACUUCUUUGAAAAGCGAGUUGGUGAAUAUCAAAAGAUGGGUGUGAUGAACAACCAAGCACACAAGUUCAGCCUAGAUGAGGACUUCUAAAAAUAAAUAAUAGCAAUAUCUUGUGGUUCCCAGUACUUGAAAACAAAUAUCAUCUAACAUAAUAUUCAAACUAAGCAUUUAAAUUGUUUUAUAAAACAGAAUGCCGACCGUCCCAAAGGAUUUUCUGUAUUAAUGAUAUUUUUAAUGAAAUAAUUUUUAAAGAUUCAAGUAGUAAUUCUUAAUUUUUAAUAUUAUGCUUUUUUAAAAUAAAUACUAGCUAAACAUGUAAUUUGGCAGUAAUUUUUUCUUGGAAAAACUAAAAAAGUAUUCUUUAAAAAAAAAAAGUAAAAAUAUCAUACAUACUAAACUGGUUAUACAGUACAGUACUUUAUAUUUCAUACUAUUUUUAAUAUCAACAUUUUUAUAGCAAAGGCGUAAAUAAUUAUGCUAUAAUAAUGCUGAUUUUUUUUUAUAUUCAUUCAUUUUGUAUGUUAGUAUAUAUUUAUGUAAUUACUGUAAAGUUAUCUGUACAUUUUAUGAGCAGCUGGGUGAGUUGACAAGACCAUACAUAAGUUUCAAUCAAUUAACUAACACAUUUAAAACUACUUGUAUUUACUGUAAAUAUACAUAUGUAACAUGAUCAAUAAUGCAUUUCCAAAAUGGUUAGAGGCCUGAUUUUAACUUAGUUGUCUUGUGAGUGUAGUAUGAAAAAUAAAACAAUUAUAAUAUGAUAGAA
Messenger RNA from Anneissia japonica, 2043 nucleotides. RefSeq names its product ribonucleoside-diphosphate reductase subunit M2 B-like. NCBI's taxonomy places the organism in Eukaryota, Metazoa, Echinodermata, Crinoidea, Comatulida, Comatulidae. Gene Ontology annotation, cellular component: cytosol. Gene Ontology annotation, biological process: deoxyribonucleotide biosynthetic process. The coding region runs from base 165 to 1367 and encodes 400 amino acids. The record is from RefSeq and is a predicted model, not a curated record. The transcript is spliced from 8 exons. Gene Ontology annotation, molecular function: ribonucleoside-diphosphate reductase activity, thioredoxin disulfide as acceptor.